CACGGAGACCGAGUUGUCCUGUACAGUCGCACUAGCCCUAGCCAUACAGUUUCUCUUCUGGCAAUGAACCACAUGCACAUGCACAUGGGGCUUACAUGUAGAAGUUGUGAUAUCGAAUUAUCCAACCAAAGAAAGCAGUCACAGACGCAUUCAAGGCCACGUGCUGGCUGUUGUGAAUGCGAAUUACACGAAAUUUAUACCGUUCAGUGCCUACGGCUAUCUAGUCAACAAUAUAAGUGGAUCCGGCUAUGUUUUCAAGGUUGAUUAUGGCACUCCUAACUUCAAAAUACGAAAAAGCCAUCCAUUACGAACACUGCCGCCGGGAUCGAAACCAGUUUGCUGCUACGAGAUCCCAAGUUUGAAAUAUGGCGUAUGAUGUAGCCUUGAAAUGACAACGCCAUAGGGAAUUUUCGUGCAAACAUGGGCUUACUCUCCGGCCAGCUGGAAAUACAGCAGAAAACCACUCGGCGGGCUGGCGUUUUGCUUCAAACAUCUCGCGACUAUAGAAUCGCCAAGAUGGCGCUUUCGGUGCUAGAAUGGAUCGCAGUUGUAACUUUGGCAUUGGUUGGAUUUAAAUUAUCGUGGAACUUUUUCCAUUUUGUCUUCACCACAUUUCUCGGAUCCUGGCUCAACUUGAAUUUAAAUCUGACAGAUUACGGACCGUGGUCGGUUGUCACGGGGUCGACAGAUGGAAUUGGCAAAGCUUAUGCACACAAGCUGGCCUCAAUGGGUAUCAACGUUGUACUUAUAAGUCGGUCGUCUUCUAAGCUUCAGGCAACGGCACGAGAAAUUCAAACCCUUUAUCCACUCGUUCGUGUAAAAACGGUGGCCAUUGACUUUACUGGAGAUCGUUCUAUCUACAAGGCCAUUGCCUCGGAGUUGAUGGACUUGGACGUGGGUAUUUUGAUCAACAACGUGGGCAUGAACCCCGGAUUUUGUCAGCCUUUCACCGAUCUAGAGGACGAAAAUGUUUUGGACGAUAUUAUCCAUUGCAAUGUGUUGUCCAUGGCUCGAAUGACUCACAUGAUCUUACCUGGGAUGAUUCGUCGGGAUCGAGGUGUUAUCCUUAAUAUCGGAUCAAUUUCAGGCGCUUUCGCAACUCCUCUGGCCACUGUGUAUGCCGCCACGAAGGCCUUUGUCGACAAAUUCUCGCGUGACCUGACAACUGAACUCGGUGGCACCGGAGUGAUUGUUCAGACGGUGUUGCCAGGUUACGUUAUGACAAACAUGCUAAACGACACGACCUUCAGUAAGUCCUCCUGGACAGUGCCGAACCCACAGGAUUUCGUCGAGGCCAAUUUCCGUACUCUCGGGCUCGAGUCACGCACUGCCUCAUUUUGGUACCACAAGCUCAUGCUUUCGUUUUGCGAAACCACGUGUUUCCUCUUUCCAGAUGCGUUCAGCUUUUUCGCUCGUAAACAUCUUGAAGGACUCAGAGUGGCCAGUGGCCCAUUGAAUUCGCUAUCAUUCACCAAGUAGUACAAACGCCGAAUAGAAGAUGAACACCUACACCAGUACGAAUGUCGACCAAUUACCAUAUAUUUAUACCAAUUGCACUUGUGAUUCCCCGCUUUUUCACGGUUUUGCGUUACGUUACAUUACCGUAAUAAUGGACCUUCUUCUCUGUUAAUCGAUAUUGUAUUAUUCAAUUUUGUUAAUCUGUUGUUCACGAUUUGUGUUUGUGUAUUAAAAGCACAAUGUUCAUACAAUGUACUUAAAUUUGAUUUUCUAGGGUUACGCUAUUGUAAUCUGCUUAAACGACAGUCGCUGCUUUGGGUUCGUCAUUGAAGUUGCAAUAUGCUAAUUCCUAAAAUUCUAGGACAAUAGCUGACGACCCAUAUUUUUGCAUCGAAGGCCAUGCUGACAUGUGAAGAUAUCGCGAUUGUAAUUUUUUUACUGCGCAAUACGCUUUAUGGGUUUAUAGAGGGAAAGUUGUUGAUAAAAAUCAACUCUUCAAGUACAUCUUUAUAUCACUUUAAACGCUUCGCGAAAUAAAGUCGUGACAUUAAAACGCAAUAAACAAUUUUGACGUGUC
Messenger RNA from Daphnia magna, 2035 nucleotides. Its product is annotated as very-long-chain 3-oxoacyl-CoA reductase. Bases 421 to 1479 code for a protein of 352 amino acids. NCBI's taxonomy places the organism in Eukaryota, Metazoa, Arthropoda, Branchiopoda, Diplostraca, Daphniidae. The transcript is spliced from 12 exons. Gene Ontology annotation, cellular component: endoplasmic reticulum. The record is from RefSeq and is a predicted model, not a curated record. Gene Ontology annotation, molecular function: oxidoreductase activity.